Molecule: messenger RNA, 3810 nt
Organism: Penicillium cataractarum
Lineage: Eukaryota; Fungi; Ascomycota; Eurotiomycetes; Eurotiales; Aspergillaceae
Gene: sec31
Product: putative protein transport protein (SEC31)
Exons: 7
Coding region: 1-3810 (1269 amino acids)
Biological process (GO): endoplasmic reticulum to Golgi vesicle-mediated transport; endoplasmic reticulum organization; intracellular protein transport
Cellular component (GO): endoplasmic reticulum exit site; COPII vesicle coat
Molecular function (GO): structural molecule activity; protein binding
Source: RefSeq, a predicted model, not a curated record
AUGGUCCGUCUGCGGGAGAUCCCCAGGACGGCCACCUUUGCCUGGUCUCCUGGGGCUGCAUCACCAUUGAUUGCUACCGGAACCCGGGCGGGUGCCGUCGACGUUGAUUUCUCGAACAAGACAUGCCUUGAGCUUUGGGAUCUAAGUCUGGAUCGUCAAGAUGCCAGCGAAGAGCUACAGCCUGUAGCUAAGAUCGAUACCGACUCUGGUUUUAAUGACCUGGCCUGGGCCGAGUUCGAUGAUACCAAGCGGGGUGUCAUCGCUGGUGGUUUGGAGAAUGGUUCAUUGGAUCUGUGGAACGCCGAUAAGCUGCUCGCUGGCUCUAGUGAUGCCCUGAUCUCGAGAACCACGAAACACUCCGGCGCUAUCAAAGCCCUCCAAUUCAACCCCAAGCACUCCAACCUCCUGGCCACCGGUGGCGCGAAAGGCGAGCUGUUCAUUUCCGAUCUAAACAAUGUCGAGAACCCUUUCCGACUGGGCACGGCUGCGGCUCGCACUGAUGAUAUCGAAUGCUUGGACUGGAAUAAGAAGGUUGCACACAUCCUGGUGACUGGUAGCAGCGCUGGUUUCGUGACCGUCUGGGAUGUCAAGACCAAGAAGGAGAGCCUGACUCUCAACAACAUGGGACGGAAAGCUGUUAGCGCUGUUGCUUGGGACCCUGCAAAGCCUACUAAGCUGAUCACUGCCACGCCUCUCGAGUCAGACCCUCUGAUCUGUGUCUGGGAUCUGCGAAACUCUCAUGCCCCGGAGCGUACCCUCAAGGGCCACGAGUCCGGUGUGCUCUCGCUCUCUUGGUGCGACCAAGACCCCGACCUCAUGCUCUCCUCCGGCAAAGAUAACCGCAACAUUUGCUGGAACCCCCAGACCGGCGAGGCAUACGGCGAAUUCCCCAUUGUUACCAACUGGACCUUCCAGACCCGCUGGAACCCGCACAACCCUAACUUCUUUGCCACCGCUUCCUUUGACGGCCGGAUCUCGAUCCAGACCCUGCAGAACACCAAGGACAACUCCCAAGCUAUCGCCGACCACAACCAGGCUCUGGACGGCGAGGACUUCUUUGCCAAGGCCCAAACACAGCCCCAGGUUUCCAAGUUCUCCCUUCCCAAGCCCCCCAAGUGGCUUGAACGUCCCUGCGGUGCCUCUUUCGGCUUUGGUGGUCGCGUUGUCUCUAUUAGCUUGUCCGAGAAGGGCUCUCGCGCAUCCAAGGUUAGAAUCACUCCGUUCGAGGUUGAUUCAAGCGUGGGCAAUGCUACCGAGAGCUUCGAGACCGCUUUGAAGGAGGGUGAUCUCCAGACUCUCUGCGAGAGUCGCGCUGCUGGCGCUUCGACCGAUGAGGAGAAGGCCGACUGGAAGGUCAUUCAGGCCUUGCUGUCGGAGAACCCCCGCAAGGGCCUGGUGGAGUACCUGGGCUUCCAGGACUCGGUUGACGAAGCGGCUGAUACCCUGUCCAAGCUUGGCCUGGAUAAGAAGGAGGACGAAGAGACCAACGGAGUGGCUGAGAAGCCCAAGUCUAGUGCCAAGAAGCACAAGCGUCUGCAAUCUAUGUUCGACGCAACCCCCGACAGUGACAACUUCUUGACGGAACUGGCCGCGUCAAAGGGUGCUCAGACCAACAACCCCUUCCAGAUCUUCAACGGCUCCGAGAACCCGGCAGAGCAGAAGAUCACCCGCGCCUUGCUUCUCGGUGAGUUCGAGAAGGCGCUUGAUGUGGCCCUCGCCGAGGACCGCAUGUCUGAUGCCUUUAUGAUUGCCAUCUGCGGUGGCCAGAAGUGCAUUGAAAAGGCACAGGAGUACUACUUCUCCAAGCAGACCGGUGGCCCCAACUACAUGCGCCUUUUGGCUUCUAUCGUUGGCAAGAACCUUUGGGAUGUCGUCCAUAAUGCCGACCUUUCCAACUGGAAGGAGGUGAUGGCUGCCCUGUGCACCUUUGCUGAUGAGAAGGAGUUCCCCGACCUCUGCGAGGCUCUCGGUGAUCGCCUUGAGGAGCAGGUUCGUGACUCUGGUGAUAAGACUGCUCGCAAGGAUGCCUCGUUCUGCUUCCUCGCUGGUUCCAAGCUUGAGAAGGUUGUGUCCAUUUGGGUUGAGGAACUUCGUGAGAACGAACAACGAGGAAUUGAGAGUGACACUGAUAACUCCACCUUCUCUAUCCACGUUCGCGCUCUGCAGGGCCUGAUCGAGAAGGUGACCAUCUUCCGCCAGGUCACCAAGUUCCAGGAUGAGGACAAGAACAAGGACUCUGACUGGCGCCUCAGCACCUUGUAUGAGAAGUACAUUGAGUACGCCGAUGUCGUCGCUACCCAUGGACGGCUGCAAGUUGCUCAGAAAUACCUUGACCUUGUGCCUGCGAAGCAUCCCGAGGCCGAGGUGGCUCGCAACCGCAUCAACCUCGCGAUGAGACAGGUCCCCCAGAAAGCGCAGGCCGCUCCCACCACGAAGAGCUUCAAGCCUCUCCCUCAGCAGCCCAACAUCUACCAGCCCCAGCAGACCUUCUCAUCAGUGCCUCCCACCGUUGGUGCGCCGAGCGCUUAUGCGCCCCCCACGGCCGCUGCCGCUGCUCCUGUCCAGCCGCCGGUGAAUGCGUAUGCGCCCCCGACUGCCGCACCAUUGCAGCCUGCCAACCCAUACGCCUCAAUCGGCGGUGCUAGCCGUAGCGGCUACACGCCAGCUGGAUACCAGCCAACUCAGGGUAUGCAAGCGCCUGCCUACGGUCCCCAGUCUACGUUCGGCGGUCAAUCUGCUGGUGCUGGUGUCGUUCCGCCUCCUCCCCGUGCCGGCACCCAGUCGCCGGCUAACACUAUCACCACGUACACCACCGCUACUGGUCUCCCUGCGUGGAACGAUCUGCCAGAGGGCUUUGCUAAGAAGGCUCCUACUCCUCGUCGCGGUACACCUAUCGCUGCUGCGACCAUCAGCUCUCCGUUCCCUAACCAGUCUCCUCCUCUCGCGCAAGGUCCACCUCCCACUGGACCUCAGCGUGCGCCCUCUGUUCCUCCUCCUCCCAAGGCAGGCGCUCCUCCCCGCGUGACGUCGCCUCUUGCAUCGAACGUGCCCGGACCAUCGCCGCCCCCUCCAGUCAACCCUUAUGCUUCUCUGCCCCAAUCUCCUCCCAUGUCGACCAUGUCCCCGCCUGCCUCGAUCCAGCGUGGGCCGUCGCCGUACAAUGCCCCGCCAAGUGUGCCACCACCAACGAACCGGUAUGCCCCUAACCCGGCCGCCCAGGCCCCUGGCCCGCAAUUGCAGGGUCGCCCACCAAUGGCGCCUCCUCCCCAGGGUGGCCCUUCGCCGUACGCUCGCCAGAUGGCGGCACCCCCUCCGGCAGCAAGCCCGUACGCUCCGAGCGGGCCUGCAGCCGUUCAGCCUCCCCCAAUGGCCUCCGCCCCUGUCCCCCCUCCACCCCAGGGAUCCAGGCCCGGCACAGCUCAGUCUCAAAGGGCAGCCCCGCCUCCUCCCGCGACUCCCAAGUACCCCCCUGGUGACCGAUCUCACAUCCCCCCCAACGCAAUGCCCGUCUACGAGAUCCUCUCGUCAGACAUGCAGCGCGUCAAGGCCCGCGCACCCUCGUCUUUCAAGGCACAGGUUGACGAUGCUGAGCGCCGCUUGAACAUCCUCUUUGAUCACCUGAACAAUGAGGAUCUGAUCAAGCCCAACACCGUCGAAGAUCUGGCCAAUCUAGCGCGUGCUAUCCAGUCUAAGGACUAUGAGACUGCUCGUGUCGUCCACCUCGACAUCAUGACUAACCGAACGGAAGAGUGUGGCAACUGGAUGGUUGGUGUCAAGCGCCUCAUUAGCAUGAGCAAGGCCACCCCAUGA